AUGAAAUUAUGCUUAGAAACAUUGGUUAAUUACUCCAUAACAAACAAGAACUUUACCCUAGAACAACUAAGAACUUUAUCCGCCAGUUGUGUGCUACUGAAUCACUACCAUGUAAAACUGCUUGACACUCUUUGUGAGUCAUACAUUGAUCAAGACGUUCCUACUAAUGACCUUGCUAUUUUGUCUUUUAUCUUUAGCAAUUCCUCCUACACUAACCAGAAAGUGAUACAUCUUUUUGAAAAAAACCUGAAAAAUGAUGUUGUAAAUAUUGAUUUACCAAGCUUUUGUUUGAAUUUACACAAGAUUGGUGUAAAGGUUCCUGAGGAAUACAUAAACUUAAUAAAUGUCGAAUCACUUAAACCUUCAACAUUAAUUGGUCUUUUGGGAUUGUUUUCCCAAUUUCCAUCUAAACAGAUGGCAAUUUUGAAUAAAUUCAAAAGUAUAAACUUCAGUGAUUUAGAGAAAAUUCCCAGUGUUAUCCCGGACUACAAUUUUAAGAUUUUGGAAUAUAUAACAAACGGAUCAUUCACUAACAUUACUCACGUUCUGUUUGAUCUGUUUAUUUCAGAAGGGUUAUUGAAUUCUGAUGAUACAAGGUUGUUGUCAUUAAUAACUAAAUUACCUGUACACUGGAUCUUGGGAAAUUUUGAGAAGAUUAACUUUGGCAGAGUUAAAACAGAAAACAUUGGCGAUUCGAUUCUUAUUCAAACUGGACUGAUUGCGUUCUUAAGGUUUUGCAGGGAUGGUAUGACUUUUGGACUCGAAAAUAACCACAGUCUAAUGGAUAAUAUACAAAAUAGCAUUAAUGAAAUGGAACGAAUUCAUAAAAUUUCACACCUUGAUACUCUUCUCGAUACUCUUCCUGCCGAAGAACUUGAUAAAACUCCUACCAUAUUAAUAAACCAAUUGAAGAAAACACUUAAAAUGGACAUACGGGUAAUAACUUUAGCAUAUACUUGUCAUGAAACUGAAGUAGUUCAUGGUAAAUUUAUGAUUUUCUUGAUAAAAGGCACUCUUGAUUCAUUAUUUUUAUCAUUUCCAGAAAAUUUCUUGAGUUGCGAUCAUCAGGAUUUUCAAUGUUCAUGGAUUCCUCCUGGCAAAGUUCCUCGUCUUGAGAUGUUGUCAAAAAUCUUAGUUUUAUGUGAUAAAAAUGAGAAUGAAAAGGAUUCAUCACAAAUCCACUUGAACAUAGAGUUCCCAAAGGAUGAUAAAUCUAAACUAAACUUAAACACUGAGGGAAACGAGGUAAAUAAGGAGUUGAAAACGCCAGUAGUGAUAAUCUCACCCAAGCCUCUGGUGGACUACGAAAGGUUAUAUAAGAAAAUGAUGGAAAUCAAGCCAAACACAAAGGGAAACAACAGACUAGGUAAUGAAGAAAUUUUGUUAUUUGAUUUAGAAAAUGAAGUGAUUUACGAUGAGAAGGUUGCAUCCAAUGACCCUGUAUACAAGAGAGAGAUGUUGUACAAAGUAAUAAAUUAA
Theileria annulata is the source of this 1479-nucleotide messenger RNA. RefSeq lists its product as uncharacterized. The record is from RefSeq and is a predicted model, not a curated record. The transcript has 9 exons. Bases 1 to 1479 code for a protein of 492 amino acids. Lineage: Eukaryota; Apicomplexa; Aconoidasida; Piroplasmida; Theileriidae.